AUGAAGGCGGCGCUCAUGAGCAUGGUGGAGGCUUAUCGGGCAGAGGUGGAAAGCACUGACAGCGUCAGCAUCGAAGAGGACGGCCCAACAGUGGACCUUCGUAAGGAACCGAGUCACACAGGUGAGAAGCCUUUUUCUUGCUCUGAGUGUGGGAAAUGUUUUACACGGAAAUCACAACUUGUUAUACAUCACAGAAGUCGCACAGGUGAGAACCCAUUUCCAUGUUCUGAGUGUGGGAAAUGUUUUGCACAAAAAUCAGAUCUUGUUAAACAUCAGAGAAUUCACACAGGUGAGAAGCCUUUUUCUUGCUCUGAGUGUGGGAAAUGUUUUACACGGAAAUCACAACUUGUUAUACAUCAGAGAAGUCACACAGGUGAGAACCCAUUUCCAUGUUCUGAGUGUGGGAAAUGUUUUGCACAAAAAUCAGAUCUUGUUAAACAUCAGAAAAUUCACACAGGUGAGAGGCCAUUUUCUUGCUCUGAGUGUGGGAAAUGUUUUACACGGAAAUCACAACUUGUUACACAUCAGAGAAGUCACACAGGUGAGAAGCCUUUUUCUUGCUCUGAGUGUGGGAAAUGUUUUACACGGAAAUCACAACUUGUUACACAUCAGAGAAGUCACACAGGUGAGAAGCCAUUUUAAUCUUCUGGAGUAUACUUAUUGCCAUGCGUUGUUCUUCAAGGUUCUUAUCCUAUCUCCUAUGCUUUUUGCAAUAAUACAUGCUACCGCAGGGUGAAAUAAUCAGAUGUCAU
Molecule: messenger RNA, 752 nt
Organism: Pseudophryne corroboree (corroboree frog)
Lineage: Eukaryota; Metazoa; Chordata; Amphibia; Anura; Myobatrachidae
Product: gastrula zinc finger protein XlCGF71.1-like
Exons: 2
Coding region: 1-642 (213 amino acids)
Biological process (GO): regulation of transcription by RNA polymerase II
Cellular component (GO): nucleus
Molecular function (GO): DNA-binding transcription factor activity, RNA polymerase II-specific; RNA polymerase II cis-regulatory region sequence-specific DNA binding
Source: RefSeq, a predicted model, not a curated record